AAUAAAAAAAAACCCCCACAAAAUAAAUAAAUAAAGAAAUCAAACCAAAAGAUGCAAACAAAAAACCCCAUUUUGCUUUACAUCCUACACAAAAUUGAUUUCCUCACAGUAGCAGCUUUAUCGAUUUUGAUUUGGAUAUAGCAACAGCGGAAGAAGACGACGAAGAAACAGCAGUAAUAAUAAUUAUGAAUAAAAUAUUGGAUUUCGGCAGAAAGGCGAUGUUCUAUGUUAGGGUUCUUUCCGGUUACGAAGAGCGGAGGAUUCGAUCGUACAGAUUGCAGCUUCAGCAACGCCUCCAACAGGCACAAGAGAAAAAAGCUGCUCUGAAGCAGGUUCCGGAACAAAUUAUUAUAUCAGAGGUCCGACGGAUGGUGGAGGAAAUGCAAUCCUUGAAUAAGAAGUUAGAAGAUACUGAGGCAGCCAUAGAAGAGUACUUCAAGCCAGUCGACAAAGAAGCAGAAUUCAUAAUGAAAAUGCAGCUCGAAGGAGAAGAAAAGACGAUGAAGGAUAUGAUGAAGGCCAUGCAAACACAGGCUUUACUUGAGAAAGCCGAAGCUGAAAAAACUGCAGCUCUGCAAAAUUCUAAAACCGACCACCAAAUCGAAGAGUCGUCGUCGUCAUCAGCCCCAGACAAGCGUGCACAAGUCGGAUAAAUUUAACCCGUCUGCACUUUCUUACAAAACAGCAUCGCAAAACAACAUCACAUGAAUUUUUGAGUUGUGUAGUGUGACUUUUAAGAUUGUAGACGAAUCUUUUAGCACAUCGAUUGGUAUACAUUGUGCUGCAGACAGUUUUGACUGUUCGAAAAAAGAUAUCCUCUAUAUGUAGUCUUCGACUUGCGAUUAUAGUUUCUUAUUGAGUGUUCAUCGAAAUAAAUAAGUGAUUUCGUGUGGAUUUU
Erythranthe guttata (spotted monkey flower) is the source of this 898-nucleotide messenger RNA. RefSeq names its product transcription factor IIIB. Lineage: Eukaryota; Viridiplantae; Streptophyta; Magnoliopsida; Lamiales; Phrymaceae. The record is from RefSeq and is a predicted model, not a curated record.